Messenger RNA from Lepisosteus oculatus (spotted gar), 3500 nucleotides. The record is from RefSeq and is a predicted model, not a curated record. NCBI's taxonomy places the organism in Eukaryota, Metazoa, Chordata, Actinopteri, Semionotiformes, Lepisosteidae.
GUGGCUUUACACUCCGGGUUAGGUUGUCCCAGUGUGUGCCCAUGUGAGUUAAGUGUUGCCCCGAUUCGACUGUGAGGAUUUGCUUUCUAAAUGUGCUGUUCUUUGGUAUAAACAGACAACAGGAAGGGGAAUAUGAAGAAGAAAAUGAAGAAGUCAUCUGUUGUGAGACCGAAUGGAAAGGAGGACCUCUCGGAGCGCGUGGAGAGAGAGUCGGAGGAGGAGGAGGAGGGGGCACCUGUGAAGAGGAGCCGGCCCCAGGAGGGGGCGGAGGAGGAGGCGUUGCUGAGACCUGUGAAGCUGUCCAGGGGGGAACUCUACAAGCCACCCACCACGGAGGAGCUGAACAGGCUGCGGGAGACGGAGAGUCUCUUUCACUGCAGCCUGCUGAAGAUGCAGAUGGAGGAGCUGCUGAAGGAGGUGGUCCUCUCCGAGCGGCGCCGCAGGCUCAUCGACUCGUUCGUCAAGGAGGUGACCGCGCUGCUGGAGACCGUCCCUCGAACCUCGGACACCGAGCUGUGUGACCAGUCCUGGCUGCCCGGCGGGGUCAAGGUGCCGUUUCUCCAGGUACCCCAGGCUGUGAAGGGUCGUUUCCGCAUGGCGCCCCCGGCCUCCGUCAGCCUGGUGGGUAGCUACCCUCUGCGCACCUGCACCAAGCCGCAUGCCACAGUGGACCUGGCUGUCACGAUGCCCCCGGAGAUCCUCCAACAGAAGGAUAACCUAAACCAGCGGUAUCCCAGGAAGCGGGCUCUGUACCUGGCUGGGUUGGCUCACCACCUGACUUCUCGCCCUGCCAUUGGCUCCCUGCGCUUCUCCUGUCUCCAUGGCAACCGCCUCCGCCCCCUGCUGCUGCUCACACCUCCAGGUAAGGACGAUGGCAGAGUGACACUGCGCGUCCAUGCCCUGCCCCCCCCAGGAUUCUUCAAGCCCAGCCGUCUCCACCCCCAGAAGAACAACGUUCGUACUCACUGGUACACUGAGCAGAGCUCCGAGCUGGCUGGUAAGGCUGCACUCCGACCCGGGGGAGGGAGGAGGGAGGCAAAAGAUAUUGGAAUCAGAAAAGCAACCAUUCUGGUGCUGAAGGGGAUGUCCUCCACUGACGUGCUGAAGGAACUGAACUUUUUUAGUCUUGAACAGAGGGGUCCGGAUACAGCCUCCACAGACCUGACGGAGAAUGGGAUCAGUCUGGCGAAGGGCUCGGACCCCACAGCGCCGUCUCUCCCGGAGUUCCACAGCGUUUUCCAGGUGGUGUUUGUGGAUCCCUCAGGACACCUCAACCUCUGUGCGGACAUGACAGCCAGCACCUACAGACAGGUGCAGCAGGAGGCAGCUCUGUCUCUGCAGUUUUGGGAUGACCCGACACUGGACAGCUUCCAGGCCCUGCUGAUGACCCCUAAGCCCCUGCUCAGGAGCUACGAUCACGUCUUCCAGCUGUGUGAGCUGGUGAAGCUGCAGUCAGCCUGUAAGAAGCUGGACCUGCUCGCUGAGCUCAUGGACCACAGUGGGAACUAUGUCAUCACUGCGCUACCCUUCAUUCUGUCCCUCCUGCAACGAGGGCUGGGAGAAAGGAUCCGCCUGCUGACCCACUCGCUGCCUCCAGCCCCUGAGGUAACGCUGUCGAGCGACCCUCCGAAGCACAAGGACCAGCCUGCGCUGUCCUUCGGCCUCCUGCUGAACCCCGAGCUCAACGCUGCCGUGCUGGAGAGAGGGCCUGCUGCCGACAGCCCCCAGGCAGUGGAGUUCCGCCAGCUGUGGGGAGACCGCGCUGAGCUGCGCAGGUUCCAGGACGGCGCCAUCUGCGAGGCCGUGCUGUGGGGCGGCACCUCUGCCUACGAGAAGCGGCUGGUCCCCAGAGACAUCGUAGCGUACCUGCUGCAGCUUGGUGGGGUAUUCCCAGCCCUGCCUGUCAAAGUGGACUACUCUUUUUUCGAGAGACAGAAGAAGACCAAUGCCCUCAUCCCACUCGCAGGCAAGCCCUGUCCUGUGCACAUCAUGCCCAUCAAAGUGGUCUGUCACAUGGAGGGCAGCGGGAAGUGGCCGCAGGAGGCCCUGGCCAUUCGCCACAUCAAGGCGGCCUUCCACGUCCAGCUGGCAGCGCUGCUGAGGGCCCAGCACCAGCUCCCCUGCCAGCCCUCGCCCACCCACCUCGACGUCUACAAGGACGGGCUGGUGUUCCGGGUGCAGGUGGCUUACCACAGGGAGCCGCAGGUCCUGAGGGAGACGGUCAGCCCCGAGGGGAUGCUGCGUUACCGUGACAAUGCGGAGGCCCAGCGUCUGGAGCUGGAGACGCUGCACCGGCCCUACCUGACCGGCAUGCUGCACGGCCUCCAGCAGCAGCACCUGGCGUUCGGCGCGGCGUGUCGGCUGGCGAAGCGCUGGCUGGGAGCCCAGCUCUUCCUCGGGGAGCUCAGUGAGGACGCGGCCGACCUGCUGGUGGCCUCCGUCUUCCUGCGGCCUGCGCCCCACACGCCUCCUGGCUCCCCGCAGGUGGGCUUCCUUCGCUUCCUGUACAUGCUGUCCACCUUCGACUGGAAGAACAGCCCCCUGGUUGUCAACCUCAACGGAGAGCUCACAGAUGCCGAUUUCACGCAGAUUAAAAAUGACUUCAUUGCAUCUCGCUCCUCUCUGCCUGUCAUGUUCAUCGCCACGCCCAAAGACAAGAACCUGUCUGUCUGGACCAAGGAGGGCCCUUCUGUACAGGUCCUGCAGCACCUGAUAUUGGUGGCCGCGGAGAGCCUGAGGGUCCUCGAGACACAGUUGAUGGACCCUACUCAGCCACAGGAUGUCAAGGUGGCUUUCCGCCCCCCUCUGGAGGUGUACGACGUCCUGAUCCACCUGAUCCCGAGGCAGGUGCCCGGUCACGGCCAGGCCAUCGACACCCCCCACCCCAUCUACAGUCGGGGCACCCUGCCCGCCUCUGCGCCCACUGGCCCGGCGCUGCCCGUCGUAGACUUCAACCCCGUAGACCGAUACCUGGCGGAGCUCAGGGAUGCCUUUGGGGAGUUGGCCUUGUUCUUGUGUGACCCCUACGGUGGCACGGUGAUCGCGGUGCUGUGGAAACCCCAGGCUUUCGCACCUCAGCCCUUCAAGACCUCCCUGACGAGCGCGCGCCGCGUGGAGGUGGUGGGAGGGGAAGCUCACACUGUGCCCAAUGUGGAAGCCAUCCUGGAGGACUUCCGGGUCAUGGGGGCGGGGCUGGUGAAGGACGUGGAGGCACGCACGGAGAAGUGGGUCAUCUGAAGACCUGUCCACACUGAGCACCAUGAGGACAAGACAGACCCUGAGGCAGCACCAGUCCUCAGAUCUCAGACCAGCACCAGAUACCCAGAGAUGCUAAAGAACUUCUGGGAUAUUUCUCUGGACUGUGCUGUCACACCGAGUUUCUUUCAGAGACGAAAGCCGGCCUGCUCUCUUUUGGUAUCUGAAACUAACCUGUAGAACAAGUUCAUAAAUUAUGGCUUUGUUUACACUUGUAUUUUUUAAUUAAAACAACGUGCUGAGCU